Nomia melanderi (Alkali bee) is the source of this 1441-nucleotide messenger RNA. NCBI's taxonomy places the organism in Eukaryota, Metazoa, Arthropoda, Insecta, Hymenoptera, Halictidae. The record is from RefSeq and is a predicted model, not a curated record.
GGUGCCGAUCUCGGCCCUUGCGUCCUCGUGCCGCGACAGCAUCCCGAGGACGAUAUCUACGAUAUGGACCAACAACAACCGAUGCAGCAGCAACAACAAUAUCGUUCCCAUCGAUACAAUUACCACCAUCAUCACCACCACUAUCAUCACGCGAAUCAUCACCAUCACUACCAUCAUCGGCAUCAUCGUAGACAUCAUCGUUCCCCCUCGUUAGAGAACGACGAAGACGAGGACAACGAUCAGAACCACUCCGGUGCGGAGGACUCGUACACCAGCCCGAUCAGGCCGGAGCCCAGGUACAGGAUACCCAUCCGUGGGUCGCUCGACAAUGCACCGAUCGAUCCCCACCUGCUCUGCUGCCAGAUUUGGCGGUGGCCGGAUCUCACUCACUCGUCCGAGCUCAAGAGACUUCCUGUCUGUCAUUCCGCUAAAGACCCCGUAUACAUAUGCUGCAACCCUUACCAUUGGGGCCGGCUCUGCAAACCCGAGUCGCCGCCACCCCCGUACUGCCUUAUUGCCGACAGACUGAGACCCGAAGGUUUCAGGGUAUCGCUGUUUCCGUGGUCAACGUAGACCCGCUGACAAACAUUGAUCCGCUUGAUGGAAGUCGAUCGGCCUUUUGUGCACAUCAGGAAAAUUUCAAGCUUGUACUCUAAUUCAUGUGUGUCUGUUUGAUCAAUGUUUGGAACAAUUUAUACUAAAUUAAUUUUAUAUAUUUUUAAUUUCUUCGUAUUCCUGUUUAUUUAUAUAUCUUUUAUCUUUACACGCACUGAUGAAUGUUUACAUAAACAAAUUCAAGAGUACAAUAAUCUGUUGUAGCUACUCCAUUUGUAUUAUUUCUACAUUAAUAAUUUACUACGAAUAACGAAUACAAAAUGUUUUUAUCGUUAAAAACUCAAAUUUAUACUGUCCUUAUAAUUUUUACAAUUACCAAGCGAACCACGAAAAAAUAGGAUCGUGAUUCCCGAUAUUUUUAUGAAUCCUUUCCAAGGCUCAGUUUCCUGCGGCUGAUUUUGACUGACUGCUCCCUGUUUCAUUCUUUUCUCUUUUUAUGACUCAUUCUAAACUGGUUCUCGGCACUGUUGAGACCACGGCCGGAGAUCCUUCGGCCAUCGAUAGAUCCAUCCUGUGUUCUCCGCGCGCCGAUGACUCGUGCCGUUUGGAUCAUGUGUAGCUAGAGACUAGAAGCGGUAAAAGUUACUCGAACAAGAAUGGCUGUAUUCAUUCGUAGACGAGUUCGAUGUUUCAUGGAACGAUUACGCAAUAACCGCUAAUGAAGUGAAGUAAUCUACUUAUAUCGCGUGCCUUACAAAUCGGUGUCUCAAUUGCUUCGAAUUUCUAUUUAAAUUCCAUGAAUCGUUUAAAAAUUCUAAAAUUUGUCCUCUGAAGAACUCCAGAUUUUUCACUAUUUUAAUUGCAGAAUAAAAAACAUCGAAUUUUU